This is a messenger RNA of Leptosia nina, 4245 nucleotides long. The record is from the annotation of a GenBank genome assembly. Lineage: Eukaryota; Metazoa; Arthropoda; Insecta; Lepidoptera; Pieridae.
AUGGAGCGACAUCACUGUAAUAUACUUCAAAACUUUGAUGAACCCAAAUCGGAAAUAUUGAAAAAAAGAUUACUGAAGGCUGUGAAUACUUCCGCUAGUAUUAAUCCUUCUCAGAAUAGCUCGCACAAUGUGCUGUUAAACACAUUGCGUGCGCCAAGCUCGAACAGUAUGAUCGUUACCUCGGUGCAGGCGCCGCAGAGCUCUAUGCCCAUUACUCACAAUUUAGUCACUCAUUCUUUAGCACCAGUGAAAAUUCACACAAACAACACUCCUUAUCCAUUGCAGCUGUCCACAGUUCAUGUUCCAGUUCAGAUUCCUGGAUCUACUUCCAAUAUUAAUGUACCAGUUCAGUUAUCUGGUGCGACCAGCAGUGUUCCAUUACAGAUAGCUCCCGUUAGUCUUCCCAUUCAAGUCUCAGGGACGACUAAUGUUCCAGUUCAGCUUCCAGCUGGUGAAACUAUUAAUGUUCCUCUUCAAAUUCCUGGUGGAAACCAAAAUAUUCAACUGACAGGCCCCACCUUGCCUUCUAUGCCUAUUCUUCAGAAUACAGGUCAACCACUUCAUAAUUCUAUUAUACAUUUACAUAUGGGUUCAAACGCAAGGCCAACAAAUUUAGACAACACCGAGAUGAAUGUGCAAAGCAACCAAAUUCAGUUAUCAGAGUCCAGCGUACAAGUCAAGAUGAACAAUGCAACACCUGUCUCACAGGGUCAAAUAGGUUCAAAUUCAACUAUUGUACAGAUACCGAAUUCUUCAAGUAGUUCGAUACAAUUGGCCUUACCAAAUUCUGUGAAUUCCGGAACAGUGCAACUAAGGGGGGCAGCAAGGACUGUACCACAUGUGGUCUAUAUUCAGACACCAACAGGCCUAAAACCUAUGACUAGCACUGAGGUUAUAAGCCAAGCGAGCACAAGUGGCAAUCCUCCACAGAUUAUUGUGAGAAGACCGGUAACAAGUAAUUCAAACAUACACUUGAUAUCAAAUGUUACUAAUAAACCAAAUAUUGCUCCCAAACUACCAGUACAAAAAGGUGCAUCUAUACUGGCUCCUGCUAAUGCAGCUCAACCGAUAGUUAUUCAAAAGCCAAAAGGGAAUGAAAAAAUGAUGGUGCCAGUAAGCAUUGCUCCAGGUACACCAGGAAAACAAGCUAUCGCUUAUCUGGGCUCUGUUAAAAAACCUGCUAAGACUAUUACUGAAAAUAACCAAUCCAUACUAAUUUCUAGUACUCAGGGUGCUAUGAACACUAAUAACCAGAAACUGUUUAUAACUCCAAUGAAUAUUCCCAAGAUACAAAACACCAAGUUUAUUUUACCUGUCACUUUGCCUGCUACCAUGUCUACUAAGGGACCAGUUAUUAACCUUCAAAUAGCAAACGGUCAAAUACAAAAUGAUCCCCAAGGAAAUAUCACAGUUAUGAGAGACAGUCAAGUAGAGUCAUCGGAAGUGCCCCCAUUGCAGCCUUUGGGAAAAUUAGUUACCAUUAACAGCAAGGAAAGUUCAGUGUCUCAAAACGCUACUAAAGCUGAUAAAGGUUUUACUAUAAGUAUACCAGGAUCAAGAGCUGAACCGACCGGUGAGCAAGGAGAAUAUACACUUUCAAUACCCGAGACAAACGCUUCCAUGAAUGAUGAUAUUUAUACUGUAUCUAUAGCCGACGAAGAAGGUGGCCAAACUCGAGAAAAAUCUUUCACUUUAGCUAUUCCAGAGAAAAGCAAAAGUCUUCUAAAUAAGAAUAUAAUUGACAGAAAUGAAUUGGUCGCACCUACUGUACCCGCGCCUGCAAUAUUGCGCCGCUCUAACUCUGAUAACAGCGACAGAAAGACAAACAAUGCAAACAUUAAAAGAAGAAUAUCAUUAUGUGCAGAAAAUUUCAAUAAUAAGAAUUUCAAAGCUCCAACUCUUCUUUCGCUCAAUAAACCAGAAGAACAGCAGGAGAACGAAAACGUCGAUGACCAUCGCGUUCCUUCGCUGUUCUGUGAUGAGAAAUUGGACAAAGAUCGAGAUUCUGAUAUUGAUGAGUAUAAAGAAAAGUCAGAACCGAAAGUAGCGAAUUCUAAUAACAUUACAUUCAUCACUUUUCAACGCGAGGAUUUAACGCCUGAAGAGGAUCCACCAGGUCUCUUGUGGAAUAAUGGAAUUGCCAAGCUUCGCGGCAGUAGCCUUCACUUUCGAAAUAAUGAAUUCGGUCUUAUUGAUAUAAUAGAAAAUAAUUUGGAGGAGAGCACUUUGAGGUAUCAUACACCAUUGAAGCAAAAACUGGAAAAGAAAGAAAAGAAAGCAUCUUCACCGGAAGGGUUCAUUAGUUGCUACGGCUGCGGUGUUCAUGGAGUGGCGGCAGAGUUUAUCAAUCAGAGCUUUUGCAGUGUUAAUUGCCAAUCGGAUCAUGAGAAAUCUAACAUUAAAAAACGAGAGAAGGAAAAGGCUGAUUUAGCAAAGAAAAGAAAUAAAAUGAAGAAGUUGCUGAUGAGGAAGCAACAGUCCGAAUCUGAGGUUGUACUAGAUAAGGAAGAGAGCUCUCUGACACACCAGGACUCCAUUCCAGAGUCCCAAAUAUCUGAAGUUUUAUUGAUGAAAAUGAAUGAAGACUCAAGUGAGAACGAGAAGUAUCCGUGGAUGUGCGGUAAAAAUGGGUUUUCAUGGAUGCGGUACUUGGACGUAUGUAAGGCUAAGGCAGCGCCCGUGAAACUUUUUAAAGACCCAUUUCCAUAUAACAAGAAUGGUUUCCGAGUAGGAAUGCGUCUGGAAGCUAUCGACCCUCAUCAUCCGUCGCAGUUUUGCGUGGUCUCCGUGGCAGAGGUGCAGGGCUACCGCCUGCGUCUUCAUUUCGACGAGUUCCCGGACAUGUAUGACUUUUGGAUAAACGCAGACUCGCCAGACAUCUUCCCGGCGGGGUGGUGCGAGAAGAACGGUCGCUCUCUGAAACCUCCGGCCAGUUACUGCCCGGCGACAUUCUCUUGGCCUAUGUACCUCAAACAGGUGCGGGCGAUUUCCGCGCCUAAACAACUGUUUCCUCAUAUCGCGGCGAAUACGAUAAUAAAACCGAACGGAUUCCGAAUCGGAAUGAAGCUGGAGGCUGAAGACAGACACAAUGACAUGGUGUGCGUGGCGACCAUAGCCGACGUCUUGGACAACCGCCUGUUGAUCAACUACGACAGCUGGGACGACAUUUACGACUGCUGGCUCGACCCCAGUUCCCCCUACAUACACCCGGUCGGGUGGGCCGGUCAGAACGGGUAUACGCUCACACCGCCUAAUUUCGUCAAGGAUCCAGACUCAUUUUCGUGGGAGGUCUAUCUAUCUGAAACGAUGUCCAUAGCGGCGCCGCCCCGCGCCUUUAAGCCGCGCCCGCCCAUGGGCUUCAAACCAGGCAUGAAGUUGGAAGUCGUGGACAAAAGGGUACCGUUUCUCAUAAGAGUGGCAACGAUAAGUGCGGUAAAGGGUCACCAGGUUCGCGUGUCCUAUGAUGGUUGGCCGGACGAGCUGUCGCACUGGGUGGAUGACGAUUCGCCUGACAUACACCCGGUUGGCUGGUGCCUCAAGACUGGCCAUCCUCUCGAGCCGCCACUCACUGCAGAGGAGUUGCGUAUAACCGGACCCUGCGGUGUGGGUGGCUGCCGGGGCCUGGGCUCGGUUCGCGGUGGCUCUCAUAAACAACACGCGGCUGCCACGGCCUGUCCCUACCGCAACUCUUCACCGGUGCUGCCCGACCGCAGGUCCCAAGGAAUGUCGGUGAAGUCGAUUCAGUCAGUCAGUCCUACAAGUGACACGCCCAAAGAGAAGUUACCACGUGGACGCCCCCCGAAACACAAAAGGGUAGACGAGAUAACUAAAACUGAACCUGUGUCCGAUGAGGAGUCCGUGUCGAGUAGCGGCGGGAAGAGGUGGCGCGGCGUAACCAAUACCGAUGCGAUGGACCGCACGUCAGAGCUGACCGACUCGCAACGAAUGUUGACUGAGCGGACAGGACCACCGGGACCCCACACGCCCAAAUCACUCAUCACUCAGCAUCUAGCGGAGUUGGCGUUAUGUCCAGAUCCUUCUACUUGGACUCAGAAAGAGGUAGCUGCACUUCUAUCCCGCGUGGCGGGUGCAGCAGUAGGCGCAGCGGCAGCUGCUGCACGGCUCUCGGGCGCCGAGUUGCUGAUGGCCUCCUGCGAGGAGCUCGUGCAAUGUCUACGUUUGCGACUCGGUCCAGCUGUUAAGGUUUACGCGGCAGUGCGGCACCUGCGAGAGCGCCUCUCGUGA